Cladophialophora immunda is the source of this 1029-nucleotide messenger RNA. RefSeq lists its product as uncharacterized. The record is from RefSeq and is a predicted model, not a curated record. The coding region runs from base 1 to 1029 and encodes 342 amino acids. The transcript is spliced from 2 exons. Lineage: Eukaryota; Fungi; Ascomycota; Eurotiomycetes; Chaetothyriales; Herpotrichiellaceae.
AUGUUCACGCAAAUCAUCCAGUACAUUUUGAUGCCACUGUGGAGCGUCGGGGGCAUUAUUGGGUCAAUCGUGGCUGCGGCAGGCGCCAUUUCAACGUCUUUUGAGGACUUCAUCGACACCGUCGCCAAGAUGCGUUUCUUCUCGGUCGCAACCGCGGCCACCCUCGGCGUUGCCGCGAUGAGCCUCCUCGCCUCGGCCCUGCCCACCUACCACGACGAUGCGGGCAUCAAACCGUCCGCGGAGGAGGACUCUGCCUUCGCAUGCCACAGUGCCAUGGAGCACGCGCCGGCAGCCCCUGCAAACAAGCAGUGGGAAGCAGAAGCCGGUGCGUCCGAAGGGCACUCCGAAACAACCACGCCAGAGGCCGCCGAACCAAAACCUGAAGAGGCAGACGAAGCCGCGGCGGCACCCGAGGACAGCGCCGGUACCGACCCCAGCGCGCCGGCUGAGUUUGGCGGGCGCGGUGAUGGCUACUUGGGCCAAUCCGUCGUGUACAACAACUGCCCCUUCAUCGUGCACAGCAACAUUGUGCACGGACCCCGUCCUGGGGUGGAGGGCCCGCCGGAGGAGAUCUACUCCAUCCUCCAACCCCAGGAGGGGCUGUCGCAUCCUUUCGCCCACGACCCGCGCAUGGGCGUCAGCUGGAAACUGUGGCGGACCGAUUCCGACAACACGGCGCCGGUCCAGUUCGAGUGGACCUGGCACGACUCCUUCCAGCGGACCUGGUACGAUCUGAGCAUGGUCAACGCUGGAGACGCCGGGUGGCUCGACGAAGACGCCCACCAGGGCGAAGCCAUCAUCGGCGACGAGGACGGCCUGGGCGCCUACGUCGGCGAGGUCGCCAUCAAGCACGCCUUCAAGGACGAGGGCAUGACCUUGACCCCGGACGUCGUCGAGGGCAACUGUGUCCCCCUGCACUGUGCGCCCGGGGAGGAGUACUGUAUGGCCUCGUACAAUGUGCACAACGACUGGGGACAGCAGCAUGACUGUCGGGAGGCCGUCGACUUGACAUUGACGUUGUGUGGUUGA